Pelmatolapia mariae (spotted tilapia) is the source of this 6453-nucleotide messenger RNA. Its product is annotated as guanine nucleotide-binding protein subunit alpha-13-like. The record is from RefSeq and is a predicted model, not a curated record. NCBI's taxonomy places the organism in Eukaryota, Metazoa, Chordata, Actinopteri, Cichliformes, Cichlidae. Gene Ontology annotation, cellular component: heterotrimeric G-protein complex; brush border membrane. Gene Ontology annotation, biological process: Rho protein signal transduction; adenylate cyclase-activating G protein-coupled receptor signaling pathway. Gene Ontology annotation, molecular function: D5 dopamine receptor binding; GTPase activity; guanyl nucleotide binding. Bases 15 to 1151 code for a protein of 378 amino acids. The transcript is spliced from 5 exons.
AAGUCGUUUCAAAGAUGGCGGAUUUCCUGCCAUCCCGCUCCGUUUUAUCUGCAUUUUUCCCCAACUGCCUCCUUACAAGCGGCGAGGCAGAGCAGCUGCGGAAAUCCAAAGAGAUAGAUAAGUGUAUUCGUCGAGACAAGACUCAUGCUAAAAAGCUAGUAAAGAUCUUAUUGCUCGGGGCGGGAGAAAGCGGCAAGUCCACUUUCCUCAAGCAAAUGCGUAUUAUUCAUGGGCAGGACUUCGAUCAGAAGGCCAAAGAAGAAUUCAGGGCUACGAUUUUUAGUAAUGUUAUUAAAGGCAUUCGAGUGUUAGUGGAUGCUAGAGAGAAACUGCACAUCCCAUGGGGUAACCCGUCCAACCAGCGGCAUGGAAACACUAUGAUGGCAUUUGACACUCGGUCGGUGAUGGCUCACGGUCACGGCAUGGUGGAGCCCAAAGUUUUUCAGCACUACCUGCCGUCAAUCAAGGCCCUGUGGGCGGACCAGGGCAUCCAGAAUGCCUACGAUCGGCGCAGGGAGUUCCAGCUGGGGGAGUCAGUCAAGUAUUUCCUGGACAAUUUGGAAAAGCUCGGACAGUCGGACUACCUCCCCAGCCAGCAGGACAUCCUUCUGGCCAGAAAACCCACCAAGGGCAUCCACGAGUAUGAUUUUGAGAUUAGGAAUGUGCCUUUCAAAAUGGUGGACGUGGGUGGGCAGCGCUCUGAGAGACGGCGCUGGUUUGAAUGUUUUGACUCGGUCACAUCCAUCCUCUUCCUUGUGUCCUCCUCUGAGUACGACCAGGUGCUCAUGGAAGACCGGCAGACUAACCGACUGAGCGAGUCACUAAACAUCUUCGAGACCAUAGUCAACAACCGAGUCUUCAGCAGUGUCUCCAUCAUCCUGUUCCUCAACAAGACGGACCUGCUGGGGGAGAAGGUGAAGCAAGUGUCCAUCAAAGACUACUUCCCCGAGUUCUCUGGUGACCCCAUGAGUUUGGCAGAUGUCCAGUGCUUCCUGGUGGAAUGCUUUCGCAAAAAGCGUCGAGAGCAGCAACAGAAGCCUCUGUACCACCACUUCACCACAGCCAUCAACACUGAAAACAUCCAGCUGGUGUUCCGUGAUGUCAAGGACACCAUCCUGCACGACAACCUCAAGCAGCUGAUCCUUUCUUAACAGCAGCCAUAGGAGGAGCGGACAGUGUCACUGCUUUCACCCACCCAGGAUUUGGCUCUGCCCCUCACUGUUGAACUUAAAGCGACCACUACUAUGCCCACUCCCCCCUGUGCUUCUUUGCUUAACAAGCGUGUUCACUGUAACUUAUAACAGCCCAAUGUGGCUGAGUUCUUGCUGCCCAGCCCUUAGACCCAUGUAACUGACCUGUAGUCCUCACUCACUCAGGCCACGCCCACACUCCUGAGCAUCCUUUAUAGUGUCCCUGUAUCCUGCUCCCACACUGGGGAGGAGGGGGUGAUGUAGCCCGAUAUCAGUGACUGUUACCAAGGUGUUGUUGUAAAUUUGCUCUUCACUGUGCCUUGGUGUGGAUUUCUACUUUUCUAAUCAUUUUGUUUUCUAUUGUAUGAACAUACUGUUUUAACCUAUGCAUUUUUCUAUCUCAUAGGGGUUUACACUUUGACAUUUGGACUGUUACAGUUAUUCAAAGAUGUCGGGGUGCUGCUGACUAAGUGUGCAGACACAAACACACCGCUUGUUGAAAGCUGGUCCGGGGUUUAGGAUGACCCACAGUACUGGUGCUGUUUCUCAGGGCACCAUUUCUAAACCACUACUGUGAUUUGAUACAGUGCAGAACUUGUGUACCUUACCCUUGCACCAGUCAAACGGGUUUCCCCUUUAUUUGCCACAAAACCGGCCGGAGUUGUACUUCAGAAGCAAAACUCUGGCCGUCGACCUCAGCCUUAUUUUACUGCCAGUGAUUUGACCCGUAUGCUUGCACAUAUGCUAACAUGUGAUUUGUGAAUGCUGCCUCAUUGACAGUGGUUAAAGAGAACACUAAGGGAAAAAUGUAAAGUGGCUUUUCUCAAACUGAUGGCAGAUGUUGCAGCGCGGGUUGAGCCCCUGGGUUUUCUUCAGUGGUACAGAGAGAGGAUUUUUUCUCCUCGAUAGAAUUAUCACCUUAAGUGUUGCGUAUUGUACUGCAGGUGAUGAGGUGGCCAUGUUGCCUUUUCUCUUAAUCAGAUCUUCAUGUUGCAGGCCGCCCCUCACCACAGGGACAUAUUCCUACUGCAGUCUGUGCAGCUAGUUUCUGCUGGCUGCUCUCGUUUUGUAUAAAGUUCACGUGUCCAGUCUAACGCAUGUGUCCCUCACACCGACCUAAAGCUUGCUGCAGUCGCUCUAACUUUCCACACAGUAUAAUGGUAAGUGUUAUUUUGCUACGUGGUGUUUUUGGUUUGGGGGGUUUUUAAGCAGAAGCAGGCAUCUGUUGGACUGUCUUAUGUUGUUUAAGGGGCUUCCUGUUUCCCAGCUUCCUGUGUCUUUACAACACGAAUGCCACAAUCCCGUACGUGUCCCUGCAAAUAACUGGCUCCACUGGUCCAUGCUAACCAGUUGUAAAAGUAGUCUUGUUGUCUUUUUGGGGAUGAGCAGUUCCACACUGUAGACUUUUGAACAAUGGGAACAUUCUGUGUGGGUCAGCAUGGGUAUUUUUUUGUACUUUCUAAUUGUGAUAAUUGCUAAUGUUGAAUAAGUAAAGAAUACUUAAACAAUGUUAAUCACUGUUAAUAAGUGUUGUGCACAGACUUUUGUAACUGUGAGCUGCAAAGCUUCAAAGGGACACGAGGCACACUGAGAAACUGGCUGAAAAAGGUUUUGCUGAUGUGAUUUUGGGCGAUUUGAUCACAGAACUGUGCAUUUACAAAUAUCAUUAACUGUCUUUGUCUUAUCAGAUCUACACCUGCAGUGUUGACUCAACUCAAAUAAAGUUUCCUCAAAUACAACAGGUGACAAAAACCUGUGUGGGCUGCCAGAACGAUUUCACACUGUGCAGGGGGCGGGGCUUGGAAGAGACCACUCCCAUCGGGAUGAUGGAUGACCACUGUCAAUAACUAAUGAGUGACCCAUCAGUAAAUGAGGCGUUGUCAAAGUUUGAUUUGUGGGCGUGUCAUGUUCAGCUCACUGAUCGUGCUCCACUGAAGUGAUUGUCAGUAGUGCGCUGUGACUGCGCUGUGACUGCGCUGUGACUGCGCUGUUUGCAGCGUUACUCAGCGUCUGCUUCACACUGAGAGGUGGAGCCAACUGCCAGAACACUUGCCUCAUAUGUGGGACUCAUUCCUCUUAGGGGGAAAUGAGUGAAACAGCUGGCAUCUAAGUGUUUACGACACAGUUACUCUUUGCAGCAGUAAUACAGGAGGCCACAUGAGGACUAACAUAUCAUGAUACAUGCAAGUCUUUUAAAUCAGACUCCUUACAGGUAUGAAACUAUUACUGUUUGACCUCAGCUCCUCUGUCACAAACCUACAAGAAAGCUGCUGCCAGUCACUGUUUGUGUGUCUGUGCCAGUGUUGGCAAGGAGCAGUGAAGUCACAUGACUUAUUCUCUGUGUGUGUUUUCCAACACAGUUAAAAAAGACAAAGCUGACAAACAGGACCAACUACGUGUGUGUGUGUGUGUCGUCUCUGAGUUUCUCAUGUCACUGAAGCCUGUUGUUGAAGUGUUAUCAGGACAGGCCUGCACCCUGACACCACCCUGAUUGUGAUUAUUGUCACACAGAAGCAUGAGUGUGUUUGUGAGGACACAGUCUGAUGACACUUUUCAUUAGACAGUUGUGCUCCAUCAGGAUACGUGCCAUGUGUACAAAGACACAUUAACAUUAAGCCAAGCAAACUGAGCUCUCUCCAUCAUUUAUCACUUUGUGCCUGUUUGCAUCCAUUCUUUACUUUACUGCCAUCUUGUGGCCACAGUCAGCUGUUGUUGCUGAAAGCAGUAAAAAUGGCGGUACCUGGCAUCACAGCUGACCUUCUGGAUAUUUUAGUGUAAGGAUGACUUUGGUUGAACUAGCAGUGUGGGGGCCUCUUUAAGUCCCUUUGAAUAAGACUUUGCUCUGCUCUUUUCAUCUCCUGGCCAUACUCCUCUCGUCGUCUAAUCCAUAGGUGUCAAACUCUGGCCCGCGGGCCAAAUUUGGCCCGCAGCCUAAUUACAUUUGGCCCGCAAAGUCAUACCAAAUUACUAUUAGAGCUGGCCUACUGGUAUUAUACAGCUAAUAUAUAUAUUGUUUAGUAUUAAGCUUUGCUUGUUCCAUAUUCAGUUUUUCAGCAAAACUUGUUUGAGUCCAUAAGAAAAGAUUCAUUCUUAUAUCUGGAGGAAGUUUUUUUUUUCAGUAAAUAUUAAUGUUAGCCCGCGACUUUGUUCCAGUUUUGAAUUUUGGCCCACUGUGUAUUUUUGUUUGACACCCCUGGUCUAAUCCUUAUUCUCAGGCAUGUAUGUACACUACCUAAAGGUUGAUGUGACAGAGUGUCUUGAUGCACGCUUAAUCAUCCAGGUAAGUAAAUCUCCAAAAGUUGAUUCUGUUCAUCUGGACGUAGCGUUUUGUGGGAGAAACGUUUCGUCGUCAUCCAAGUGACUUCUUCAGUCUCAGCUUAUAAACAGUACAUUUGCAUAAUGACUGAAACCAGCCCACUGAAGGAACAAUGGGCUGGGAGGUGACAGAAUGAUGCACCAACAAUGACCAACUGAGGCCACAAGAUGGCAGCGUGAAGGCUGGAUGCACGCUGACAGGCAAGGAGCUUUGGCUGCUUUACUUUAGACAUAAUUGAAACGUACCAUUGUUAGAUUUGACAAGGCAAGCAGUGCUUGUCCUGAUCACUGUCUUUAUGGCAAGAUCUAAAGACACAAAAUAUGUUUACAACCAAACAGGUAAGUUACAGUAAAAAGGGAGAAAAGCAGGCUGACGAGCAGCCACAUGGUUUCAUGUUUACAGCUGUCCCCUGAUGUUCAUUUGUUUAAUUUGGCCUAAACGACAGAGACGCGAGACGGAGUGCAGUGAAACUGUGGCUCUAACCUGGAACUGGAAACACUUUGUAAGCACUGACCUGAGUUUGUGUCUGAGCUCCGCCUGCUGCAGCCGCAACACAAGGAGCUGCUGUUAGUCGUACCAAUCAGCACGGACGCUGACCUUAGGUGGGACCUGCUGGAGGGUUGCUCAGCUCUGAUUGGUUAUAGCUGCUAACUAUAUAGAACAGCUGGUGUACACAUUUGAAAGCACAUGCUGUUUCAGCGCUCUUCUGCUCGUGUGAUACAUUCAAAACUGAUCAAACGCAAGGAUUAGACGUCAAGAUUCAGUUUUAUUUGUUAAGCGGCAAAUCACACCAACAGUUGCCUCAAGGCCCCACAAUGAUUGGUUUCCAGGGCAUAGACCAAGCCCAGUCGAUUCAAUUUCACUUUGAGUUUACUGAAAUUGAAGUCCUCGGCUAAAAAGGAAAUUCAGUGAGGAUCUGAAUUUUCUAAAUGUUUCUAGAACAGGUUGAUGUGUGGUAGACGGGGUCUCUGUGUGAGAAGUCUGUAGGCUCCCAUGUGUUUGUCAGUGCUUUGGAUUCAUUCAGAGACCACCUGCUGACUCCUGAGCAAAGAACAUCUCACAAAGUGUUCACUCUAGUUUAACUCGGGCCUGAAAGAAAUCCUCAUUUUUAAACCAUUUUUGAAAUGUUUUUUUUAGUUCUGGUUUUAUUUUUAAUGAAUUCAUUUAUUUUGUUUCAGACUGUCUCCUGUUGUUGUUGCUGUUAACAUGUUAAAGUCAGUGUGCUUUAAAGAAGCAGGAUGUGGUGCUUGUGAUGGUUUAAAAGAGGGUUCCAGCCUUAGAAUAAUUCUCUGUUUAAAGCAUGUUGAGGCCUGAAGUGUCCAAACCAAAGACAACCUUAAAUUUCUCUUUGUGCUCAGGGCCUCAUGGUUUGUGACUGGUGAGUAGUGAUGGGUGAUAACAUGAUUAAAGCAUUUUAUUGAGGGGAAAAAUGUCGACAUUCACACGUAUUCACACUCCAAUUGAUGCAACAUGGGGUCAGUAUCAUGCCUCCACCUCCUGAGCUACAGCUACCCUGUAGCCCAGAAGGCAAAACUGUUACCUGCUAAAAAACAAACAGACCUGAAGCCGUGAACAAACUCAUCUUAGCCAAAAACACCUGCAGGCUGUAAAAGUAAAGUUGAGCUUCAUUCAUGUAACAGGAAUCGUUGAGGAAAUUUAGAGCAUUAAAUAAAAGAAGUCAACUGAUAGUUAUCUUUUGAGAGUUUUAUUUUUGCAAGAAGGAAUUCAGUCACACACACACACACGUGUGCACAACCACAUAGUUUGCUUUAAAAAAAAUAAAACCAUGGCAAUGUAGGGAAGGACACAGGAGACAGGUCGAACCAAGCAGACAUAAGAAUGACAACAAUAACAAAACACAUCAGAGGACUGAUGUCAGCCAAGCCUGCCAGUCAUGUUUGUGUGCAUCUCUGGCAGUGUUGGGAAGGUUACUUUUAAAAUGUAUUC